Molecule: messenger RNA, 530 nt
Organism: Sitophilus oryzae (rice weevil)
Lineage: Eukaryota; Metazoa; Arthropoda; Insecta; Coleoptera; Curculionidae
Exons: 5
Coding region: 261-530 (89 amino acids)
Source: RefSeq, a predicted model, not a curated record
GUUUAUUUAGAAAAUUACCACCCUCUAUCUUAAAAGUUAAGAUGUUUAGGAAGUUUUUUUUUAUAAAAUAGAUCCAAGAAUAGCCUGGUUUUAAGUGUUUGGUGGUGAAAAAAAAAUAAAAAUCAAAGAAAAUUAGAUAAAGUUUUCUUGAUAAAAUGGUGAAGGUAUUUUAAAAAAACAGUGUUGUCAAAUCACGAUCAUUACGUAAUUAGAAAAAAUGGUUCUAAGAAGUUACUCAGUUGAACAAUCACAAACUCUUGAUGAAGGACAAGAAAAUUGCUUUAUACGCUGCCACAAAUUUAAACAGUGAAAAUCUUCAUGUUCUGAAAUUAUGUCUGGAUAUUUUUGAAAAACUCGUUGAAAAUACUGAAACUCACAGUUAUUUAAUAUCAAUUUUUGGAAUUUAUGAAUCGUUAUAUGCCACUUCUCCAGCUCUGAACACUCGUAGCAAGAAUAGAGAUAACCAAAUUACUUUUGAGAGUACUCUGGUCAAAACCAAGAGUGUUAUUUCAUUUUUGACAGUUAUAUAA